GUAAGAAAUGAUAUUGCAUUCAUAUCUAGCAUACAUGUAGUAUAGACGAGUUAUCUAUCUUUUGGUCUCCAUCAGUCCCGUAUAAGUGAGGGACGUCUCGGCUGUAUUAUGUCACUCAGAUUGGAGAAUACAACGCCACUCUUGGUACAAGGGAGAUAACCUCAUCUGGAUUCAAUUACCAGGAAGUAAACAACCUAUAACAGAAAAUGGCGAUUACCAACUACAAUGAAAACAAAACAGGUGUAAUAAUUAUUGCGGCACUACUUUGAUCACUGUCUGUGAUGAAACCCCAGGAAAUCCUCGUGUUGUUGAGGGGGAUAACACUAUGUUGUACUAUACCCCUUACUCAACCAUUGUGUGCCCGGGAAGACAGUUGUGUAACCAUUCCAGAGAGGGAUUAUUGUAAAACAAGUACGGCCGAUGGUCAGUUCAAGCCUGUUUGUCCAUUGAUGGAGGUACAGUUAGGUAGCCCAAAGUUUGAGACGAUAUACAUUCCCUGCUGUGACAAUAGAUAUAACGGUACCACUCGGAAAUGGUAUUUCUCACGGGAUACAAAGACAUGGAAACUACUCCCGUAUACCAACGAGACGAUAUCAUUUGAUCAAAUAGGUAGACACAAAAUGGGCUUGUAUAGGUGUAUCACUAGUAAUGGUAACCAGACUGUUCAUCUAACAGCAAUUGAUUGUAGAAAAAGUUUUGACAAGCCGGAAGUCAAGUUGUCUAGUGAUACCUCUUAUGUAAAGGCUGAUCAACAGAAUGUCACGUUUUCUUAUCAUGUCAACUUUGGAUGUGACGCUGCAGAAAGAAAUAUCAACAUUAUAUAUCAUAAAGAUGGGCACAACAUAGGGACAACUCGUGUUCCGCCUGUAGUAAUACAGGGCUGUGCAAGCGAUAGAUCUGUGCCGAGGAUCUGCAGAGGAUUUGUAUCUCUCGUGGCAAAACCGGGUGUAGUGGUAUCCAUCACAGCAACAGCAUGCUACAAAGGAACGGCAGAGAAAGUGUCGAGGAACUUCACAGUCCUGAGUGAGGUGCAGUACAGAUCAUCAGACCAGGACAGCACUGUGACGUACCUUCUAAAGACUGUAUUGUUACCCCUUUCGGUCGUGACUAUUUUGGGUUUUCUGUUAGUCACUGCAUUAAUCAGGAGCAAGCUGCAUGUCACAGUGUUGUCAGAGAUGACCUUCGUAAUGUCGAUAACAGGCAAUAGCAAGUCCAUUGGAAGUGACAAGCAAGUGUACAUCUGCCACUGUGAUGAAGAUGUCUCCCCAGCUAAGAAAUUGUACGACAUACUGAUGACCUACGCACAACCGUCACUUAAAGUUGUCUGUUCUGCUGAUUUAACGGGUGGAGGUGCUUCUACUGCAGAAAUCAAUACCAUAAAGAACAGUGAUGUUGUGUUUUUUAUUCCGAACUAUUCAGUAGAAGAAAAAGUUCACGAAAAUAUAUUUAACAGCAUGGUGCAGCACAAAAAUUAUUUCAGGAUAACCAUUCUGGACACAAAUACACAUCAAAAUACAUCGUGUUCGUUUACAGAAAGUAAACUUUUUAAACGAUUAAAACAUAUUGAUAUGAGGCGGGAUAACUUUUUUUCUGAAUUGCAGAAAAGAUUGCCUCCGUGUAUUCGACGGAGGGACAGUAUCGAUAGUGUCACGGGGACAAAUUCUUACACAAACAGGCCUUCCUUUAACCACGAUGGCUACCUGCCUGGGUACCACAUACCCGGUAAACUCACAUAUAGUUUUCCCUAUAGACACUUGCAAACUUGUAGCAGUAAUAUAAGCAUCAUUAUACCACAGGACAUGACUGGUGAAAUCUGUAGUAACCUGUCGCCGAACACAACAGAAACAGGAAGUGACGUAUCUCCUGUGACAAACUUUCAGCGAUCCAAAGCGGCAUUCAAACAUAUUCUGAAACUGACUGUACCUAUAGGAGGAAAUUACUGUCCAAAGGAAGUUACGUCGCCAUGUAGUGCUGAAUCCCCAGAUACGGCAUCUACGUACCUGAGUCCUGAAAUUGGAAUGUGAUCAACAUUAACUUCAUCGACUUAUAAUAUUGACUUCUAUUAUUGAAAACACUGACGAUUCCAUCCAUAUUUGGGGUAUUUGAUAUGAUCAUAUAUUUCAUGAUUCAAGUAUCAACAAGGCAGUGAACAUUUGAAGAAAUGAAACUGCAGUAUCAAACCUAGCAGUCCAUGUGGUAUUUGCUCAAGUGAUAUUGUAAUUUUAUAAACAGAAAUACAUUAAUAUUAUUGUUUUGGAAUGUAUACACUCUUCUGACUAACCAUAGUUCAAUAUUUACACAUCCGACAAAAAGAGUAAUCAUUAUUGAUUUAAUACAGGAAUAGGCUACUCUACAAUAUACUAUAUAGACAUACCAAUGAUAAAUAUUGUUUCUGGCCUAUUUAUCAAGGCAGAUACUAAUGCGACAGCUAUUGGAUGUAGAGUGAUACAAUUUUGUCUUUGAUAGUUAUCAUAUAAGGCACACGAUUAAUUUUGUCCAAAUCUAUUAGAUAAAAUGUGUACUUAAUGA
Molecule: messenger RNA, 2529 nt
Organism: Pecten maximus
Lineage: Eukaryota; Metazoa; Mollusca; Bivalvia; Pectinida; Pectinidae
Exons: 8
Coding region: 282-2024 (580 amino acids)
Source: RefSeq, a predicted model, not a curated record